CCACCACCUGCUCUCCAAUUAUUCAAAUCUUUACAAUAUAUAUUUUCUUCAAUUACAUUUGAAGAUUUGUUCUACUUGCCUUAUUUCUAUAUUCCACAUUCCAGUUUUCAAAUGAAAUUUCAGUUAACAUGAAAUAUUAAUAAUCAUCCUAUUGGCUGUAAUGUGUUGACUUUCCACCACCAAAAUAUCCCCACAUAUACCCAGCUUCGCCACCCUAAAGCCUUGUCUAGCACAAUCUACCUAGAGAGAGUAGCCAUGAAGAUCUUCUGAUGUUUUGAUGAGAACCCAGAUGAGGAAAAUUGGGUCUUUGCAAUUAAAUUGAAUUAAAAUCCAAAUUCCUUGGUGGGUUUUCUUGGAAAGGUAUUAAUAUUUGCAAAAAUGGCCUCUUGGAACAGUCCCAUCAAAGAUAUGGCUAAUUACAAGCCAGUUUUUCUGACCAUCUAUGCCACUGUGGUGGUAGGAAUAGUGGUGUCUUCUUUCUAUGUUUUCUCGGCAGUUUACAGCUCCUCAUCGUCGUCUUCCUCCUCUUCCUCUUCCUCCCUGUGGUUCAGUCCAGUCCAAAACCAGGUAUCAAAUUCUUCUCAUGUAACUGUUGUGAAUGUGUCUCUGGGUUCCACCUCCCAAACACAAAGCAAAUCGAUGAAGCCUAUUUGGGAGGCCCCCCCUUCUGGUUCUAAGAUGCCACCUCUUAAAACCUUUAGAUUGACCAAGGAACUGGUUCAGCAAAGGGUGAAGGAUAAUGUUAUAGUAAUCACCUUUGGUAACUAUGCUUUCAUGGAUUUCAUCCUCACAUGGGUAAAGCACUUGACAGAUUUAGGUGUCGAUAACCUUCUUGUUGGUGCCAUGGACACAAAACUGGUUGAGGCUCUUUACUGGAAAGGUGUACCAGUUUUUGAUAUGGGUAGUCAUAUGAGCACAGUAGAUGUUGGAUGGGGUUCAAAAGCAUUUCACAAGAUGGGAAGGCAGAAGGUUAUUCUGAUUGAUGCCAUUCUUCCUAUGGGUUUUGAAAUACUAAUGUGCGAUACAGACAUGGUCUGGUUGAAGAAUCCGCUGCCUUAUCUAGCACGUUUCCCUGAAGCUGAUAUCUUGACCUCAACUGAUCAAGUUGCACCAACAGUUGUUGAUGACAGUUUGGACAUCUGGCAACAAGUUGGUGCUGCAUAUAACAUUGGUAUAUUCCACUGGCGGCCAUCCAAUUCUACAAAAAAAUUGGCAAGAGAAUGGAAAGAAUUGCUUCUCGCUAAUGAUGAUGUAUGGGAUCAGAAUGGUUUCAAUGAUCUUGUCAGGAGGCAGCUAGGACCACCUGUUGAUGAAGAAAGUGGACUGGCCUAUGCUUAUGAUGGAAACAUCAAGCUAGGUCUUCUCCCUGCAAGUAUUUUUUGCAGUGGCCAUACUUAUUUUGUCCAGGCAAUGUAUCAACAACUCAGACUGGAGCCUUAUGCUGUACAUACCACAUUCCAAUAUGCUGGUACUGAGGGAAAGCGUCAUAGGCUACGAGAAGCAAUGGUUUUCUAUGAUCCACCAGAUUACUACGAUGUAUCAGGAGGGUUCUUGACAUUCAAACCUUAUAUACCCAAGAGCUUGUUACUAGAUGGAGAACAUAAUGUUGAAUCACACUUUGCUCUUGUAAAUUACCAAAUAAAACAAAUAAGGACUGCCCUUGCUGUUGCUUCAUUGCUGAAUCGUACAUUGGUAAUGCCUCCGCUCUGGUGCAGGUUGGAUAGGUUAUGGUUUGGACAUCCUGGAAUUUUGCAAGGCAGUAUGACGAAACAACCUUUUAUCUGUCCUUUGGAUCAUGUAUUUGAGGUUAACACAAUGUUGAAGGAAUUGCCAGAGGAUGAAUUUGGACCACCGAUCAGAAUUAGGGAAUAUUCUUUAUUUGAUAAUCCAUCAAUGCCCAAGAAGGUGAAAGAAUCAUGGCUUGAUGUAAAUCUUUGUCAAGAGGGGUCACGAGGUUGUGAAGUUUCGAACAGUACAAGUCAAGCUGGAAUUCUCAAAUUUCCAAAGCGUAGUUCUGAAGAAACGUACAAGACUGUAUUCUCAUCAUUCAAAGAUGUUGAAGUCAUCCAGUUCUCAUCGAUGAAAGAUGCCUUCUCAGGCUUCACCGACAAGUCAAUGGAGGACAAAUUCAGGAAGCGUGUGAAGACAUAUACAGGUAUAUGGUGUUGUGUGGAAAAUCAUACUCCGGGUCACAUAUUCUAUGACAUCUAUUGGGAUGAAAAACCCGAUUGGAAACCUAAACCGCCUCAAACUCCGGAGGAAGAUCAUCAACCUGUUUAACACCUCUCACCGGUUAUCUUGAUGUCGGUCCACUGCUGAAGUAACUUGAGCAGGGCAGGAGGAGGAGGAAAUGCUAGAGCUAUUCUCAUAACUGAAGCUGCAUUAUUGACACCAAUAGAGCUGUAUACAUGCCAUACAUGUAAGUUCAUAUCUAUAGAUCUACAAGGCUGGCUAGCUGAUCUCUGGGAUAGCAUAGUUUGUAAUAUGUAUUACGUAUACACGUACAAAAGAAUUUUGGUGGUUGUCCAAUCGGAAAAAAUGCAAAUAAAAGGUUAAAUACCCUUGUCGAAAAA
Molecule: messenger RNA, 2573 nt
Organism: Coffea eugenioides
Lineage: Eukaryota; Viridiplantae; Streptophyta; Magnoliopsida; Gentianales; Rubiaceae
Product: arabinosyltransferase XEG113-like
Exons: 13
Coding region: 379-2280 (633 amino acids)
Biological process (GO): cell wall pectin biosynthetic process
Cellular component (GO): Golgi apparatus
Molecular function (GO): arabinosyltransferase activity
Source: RefSeq, a predicted model, not a curated record